Chinchilla lanigera (long-tailed chinchilla) is the source of this 4289-nucleotide messenger RNA. It is a transcript of the gene Fam217b, whose product is annotated as family with sequence similarity 217, member B. Lineage: Eukaryota; Metazoa; Chordata; Mammalia; Rodentia; Chinchillidae. The record is from RefSeq and is a predicted model, not a curated record. The coding region runs from base 293 to 1444 and encodes 383 amino acids. The transcript has 3 exons.
AGAAAGUGAAAAGCCAGCCAAGUACUGGUCAUAGGACUGUGCCACCAGUACUUACUGUCAGUAUUCUAUUGCCUCUAGUUCUGGUGGUGCUGAGUACUUCGCAAGAAUAAGAGGAGGAAAGAAGUCACUUUUCUCGCUGUCACAUUCCAACAGAUUGAGCAAGAGUAUUUUGAAAACCACAGAAAAGACAGUUCGUCAAACUCGUGAUGAUGAUCAGCCAUGUGAUUUUUUCAAGAAAAGGAGUAGGGUGAAUGAAUCUCAUCAGAGAAGCAGUUUUAUUUUUUACAGCAGUAUGAGUGCUGGCCCAUCCUGGAAUAAAGUACAACGUUCAAAAGAUUCUUCAGGAAAAAGACACAGUAAAUCCCAAGUACCUCACCUGUCUCCCCGGCUGAGCGGCAGCCUCACAGGAGUCUCUCAACCGGCUGGGGAUAAACUCAAAGGAGGCUUUCUUCUGGAAGACAAACCAGAAGGGAGUGCACCCAGCUCCAGGUGCCAGGGGGCGUUCGGGAACAAAUUAUUUCUCGACUUUCAGUCAAUGAAAAUUAUUAAGGAGGAUGCUGACGAGGAUACUGCCAGUGACCUGUCAGAUUCGGAAAGGAUCCCCAUCCCUCCUUCUCCCCUCACGCCUCCAGAUCUUAAUCUCCGGGCAGAAGAAAUCGAUCCAGUUUACUUCGAUCUCCACCAGAGUCAGAGCCAUGCAAAACCUGAACACUGCUAUCCUGAUUUCCUGCCGCCCCCGUUUAGCUCCUGGGAUCUCCGAGAGAUGGCUGUGCUUCUGAACACAGAGGGCAAGCCGGACGCCGUGCCCCGAGCCGGGGGGCUCCUUGGGAGGUACGUGGACAGGCUCAUCCAGCUUGAGUGGCUGCAGAUCCAGACGGUGCAGGGGGAGAAGGCAAAGGGGUCCAAGGCAAGACCUCUAGUUGCCCAGGGGGGUCCUGGGGCUCUGAAGAGUCCUGGGAGAAGUAAACUAAUUGCUAGUGCCCUGUCCAAGCCUCCGCCUCACCUGGAGGGUGCUUCAAAGUCAGGCCCUGUGAGAAAGAAAGAUUUUCACCGGGAAGACACGCAUCCAUCCUAUUAUGCCUUUGAGACCGCCCCACGACCCAUGGAUGUGCUGGGCAGCACCAGGCUACUUUCCCUCGAGCAGACUCCUGAAAUGAGGACCAGAGAGAAGAAAAAGAAAUCCAGUAAAAGCACCAAGCUGCAGCACAGGGAUUUGUCCUGCAGCGACAGCAGCCCCAAGCUGGAAGCCAGUGGGAACCUCCGAGCUCCCAAACAGCCAGCAACGGUUCUGGACUCGGUGGACCCCUAUAAGGCUUCCAGAACACAAGCACACGCUAAUCUUAAGAAAAAGGGAAUUGCAAACAACUGUGUUCAUGCACCCGUUUCCAGUGAGAGGAAACUCAAAACAAACGGAGCAAAGCAAAACACUUACAAAUUAAAAUAAUACCUGAUGAUGUAUUGCAAAGACCAGCAGAUACUUGAACACCGGAGCUCUUCCGGAAGUUACGAUACUGUGAAUUUUAAGACAUUUUGUAAUGAGUGACAUCGAAGGAGUUGUUUGGUUCUUCAGUCCACUCCCCAUCCCCCUGCCCCCAGUCAAGGUAUUUUUAGGGUCCAGAGUUCUCACCACGGCGAAGUGGUAGUUCCGUUCAAGGAGAGGUGUCUUUCGGUGGGCCUUUGUUUUGACAGUCUUAAGCAUUUGCGAGCCUGCAAGGUAAAGAUUAACCAAAGUUAUGUGCCAUAUAAAGGACUGAAACACCAUACUCUAGGGGACGAGCCCAGGAAACUUCCGGAAUGGUAGCCGGUCUAUGUAAAAUUGGUAGUCUACUUCCCCAUCUUCACUUGCACAGAACUAUGUAAAGCAGUGCAUGCUGUUUUCAGUUAUGUAAAAUCCUAGCAUUUGAAAUAAGGCCCUUCUGGCCACUGUGUCUUCUGCUUUUACAGGCAGAUUUCUGUUCAUUUCACUCCCAAGGAGAAGUCAGUUCUUCCCAGAGUUAGGAAGUACGUGCGUUUCUAUUUUGGGCAGUCGUUUAUCGCUGAGCUGCUUACUCAGUAGAAACAAUGGCAUGGAGAAUUUUAAUGCUCUCUCUCGCUCCCUCUUUCUCUCGGGUACUUUACAUCAAGAGGUGAUUGUGGAGUCCACUUGUGAGUUCUCUAAACUGAGGUUCAAAUGAUUUGUGUUAUGGAUGUCGCUGUUCGGCAGAACAAGGGUGAAAUAUGUGGCACCCUGAGAUUUCUGAGAUGUGGAGUUUUUCUGAAGAGGAACCGUAAGAAAAUCACCGCUUAGAAGUUGUGCGUGAAGGGUUCAGGAUAAACUGAAAACAGAGGGAAACUGGUCGAAUGUAAUACUUGGUGUGUUACGGCCUCGAGACCCUGAUCCUGUGGUCCUCACUCAGAAAACUGAUCUAUUUCAGUUUGAAAGAGCCGAGUAUUAUCUUGUGGGGCGCAAGGGCAGGAAAGGACACAUUUCUGGAUACUUCCAGAUGGAGGGAAGGGGAGCAGGGGUGAAUUUGCUGGAUGUGUUAUGAACUUCUUCUCUGUGGCAUCCUGGCUGCCUGCAGGCGCCUUCCUUGACUGCAGUUAAAUAACAUCCACUUCUUUCUGUAGCUAUGUUGUGAGCGCUGUUGAUAGUACCUUCGAAACCUUUGGUUGACUACUUUGUGAUAGUGUAUUUUCAUGACAUAGUUGACCUUUUUAAUCAGUUACUGUGGUUUUUCUGUUGAGACCCAUGUUUCUGUCUUUCCACCUUCCGUAUACGUGAACAGCUUGGCAUGUCGCAUCUGAAAGUAUAUUAUAAUGGCUUGCAAACUGUUAGGCACACUGCUUCAGGACUAGGAGCAUUUAUAAUGGAAACAGUGCACAAAGAUUAAAUAUGACGAUACCUUUUUAAGAUCAGAUUUUCAUCAUUAAACAAUAUAUGAAAUUUUUUAUGGUAGCUUUUUUUCUUUAGGACUUUAUCUUCAGGUCUUUACAGGUUUUCUCUUAAUAUUCCUUACCUCUCACACCAGCCUACUGGAGAAAGCAUGCUCUUGUAGAGGUCUUACACCUUUUAAUGUGAGCAGAAGAUGUAUCUAUAGUAGACACUGCUUCCACAGUCCUCAGAUGUACUCUACCCUUUGUUCUCAGUAUUUGCAGUGUAUUUGGAAAGCACAGCACCACUCUUCACUCUGUGUGGUUCACGCCUGGUUCCCCUACACCCCUAUCUACCCUCCUCCUUAUAGCACAGAUGUGUCUGUUACUGCGGCUGGCACUUCUCUUAGGAAUCUGCUAGAUUUUCAUGGAGCUCUAAAUGAAGUUUCAUGCGAGUAAAUACUUGUGAGCAUGGUAUUAUCCACAUGUGUGUCAGUAUGCACUAACAAUAUACUAGAGAUUUUAUGCAGACGGGCAGCGUCCAUGAGGGUUGGAAUGGGUGCGGGUGACACUUUCUUUUCCUUGCCUUACGCGCGUCUGAGCUGAAGACCAUUGUGGUUAAGAAAUUUAGAGACAAUGCCUUACACCCUUGUUCCUAGCUCUUUUAAUUGAAGCUGGUUGUUUAAUCUGGGGAAUAGUCCUAAUGUCACAUAUUCAGACCGUUGUAAAAGCCUGAAAAAGUGACUUUCCUUGUUUACUUUUUGCCUCAGGUUGGCCAUUUCUUUUAACCAGUUAAUAAUGGAAUGAAUCAGAGCUCCUAGUAGUGUUAAUUUUUUUUAAAGUUAGGUUAAUUACAGAACUAAGCACAAUUUUAAUUGUAUGAUCCCUGACAACACAUCCUAAGGAACCAAAUGCUGCAGAUAAGGAUCCUGCCGUUUUGAAGUAGGCUGUGUGGUAAGGUUGAAUCAUGAACUCAUUUAGUUCAUCAAGUCAAAACCACAGAGAGUCCUGCUGGUCUGGCGACAAGAGUUGUUAUAUUUAAUAAAAGUGCCUCUCAUUUCUGAGGAGUUGUUUACAUACACCUUGCAUUUAAACCAGUUAAAACAAUCUGAUAUAGUAAAACCUAAAAGAAACAAGACUGUUUCAGGCUUUGAUUCAGUUAAGGGAAAAAGUUGCAGAAAAGUACAAAAAUAGACUGUAAAAAUCAAUCUUUGUUUAAAUUUUGCCUAUUUUCCAAAUCUUUGAGUAACUAAUUGGGCUGAAGGUUUGUAACUGAUUUGAGGGUGGUAGAAUUGGUGGCCUAUGACAAAAUAGGUAGAUGACGUCAUUGGUCUUACUACAGCUAACUGCUAAAAGGAAGAUGGUGCUGGGUAUGGUGGCGCAUGCCUGUAAUCCUAGCACUUGGGAGGCUGAGGCAGAAGGAUUGCUGUGAAUUUGAU